AAUUAACGCCUUUUAAGAUGAAAACCGAUUUAUCCAGUUCACACGGUUUGUAUGUAUUUUCAUUCACACCUCGGAUGUUGACUGACAGGUGGUAGUAAAACUCUGGGUCAUGGUUAAGCACUUUUCCGUUGCCUCGGUGUCUCUUUGCGUCGUCAUCCUCCGGCAGCCGCCGUCGACGCGCCAGACUCAAACCGGCUGCUGAUUAAACAUAUCCGACCGAGCCUCUCAAGGUGGUUUUAUGCAGGAUCUUGCAAAUCUCUCCACUCUUCAUCAUGAAGACCUCCAGACCUGCACUGCAGGCCCCUGCUCAGGAGGAGUGUGGUGUUUGGCUAGACACUGUGCAGCUCAAAGGAAAAGCUAAGCAGAAACGACUCGCCCGUCCCAUUUCUAAGCUGCUGAACCCCUUGGCUCCAGGUUCAGGAUACAGUUUGGCUGUGGCUCUGAACUUCACUCAGACCAAAAUUCAAAUGCCAAACACCAAACAGAGCUCCAUAUCCUCCUUUUUUGUACCUCAACGCAGAAUUCUCAAUAAGAUAUCCAGAGCUGAAGUAGCAAACACAGAUCCAGAGGACUUGUCUUCUUCAUCCUCUACCUCUACCACCUCUACCUCAUCCACAUCCACAUCUGGGACAAAACGAAAACGUGAUAUGGAUCUUGAUGUGUGCGACUUGUUUAACACAGAGGAGCGCCACAUCAAGACAUCAGACGUUGAUGUUAGAGGAGAGGGUGCAGGUCAUGAGUGGCAAAGUGAAAAUUUGACUGAAAAUGAGGCACCAGUGUGGCGGGAGCACUGUGAUGGAAGCUAUACACUUGCAUUAAACACGAAGCAUGAAUCUGAAGAGGAGUCUGAUAAGGAGAUGAAUCAGCCAGAGAGGAAGAGGAGACUCGCUGAACCCUCUUCACCGUCAGCUAAGGGUGGUGCUCUUGGACAAGAGUGCAGUCAGACGAAGGAGCAGUUUCUCACCUGUAGCAGCCGUCAGCACAGUCAAGAUUCAAAGGACUCCAGUGAAAUGAAGCCAUAUGAGCACAUGACUCCCAAUUCUGACAGUGAAGCUGACCUCACUCAACAGAAACACCUCGAAGCAAACAAGGCCAGAGACUCUGGUUCAGCAUUCCUUGAAAGUCUUCUAAGUGAGGACGCUUUUGGGAUUUGGAUGGGUGCAGAAGGGAGAACCUCCACUCAGAAGUCUCACAAACCCCCUCCUUUAUCUCAGCUGGAUGACGAGAAAGAAAACAGCGAAUCAUCCUGUUCCAGAUCUCCCUACAAGCGUCCAUCCCUCUCUCCUCUCAGACCUCUUUCAAACCGCAAAUGGGCAGAUCCAAAACCUGCAUCGUCUCAAAAACCCAUUCCAAAGCUGCUGUGGAGGACGGCUGAGGAAGAGAGCCUCAGUUCUCAGUGCAAGUGGACAAAACCGAAUGGCUCUCCUCUAAAGAAAUGUGCGCCAAAACAACCUUGCAGAGAGGCUGAGGAGGACAGUCUGGCCAUGUUGUUCACCCAGGACUCUGAGGGCUUCAGGGUGAUAGCACACCGCAGCCUGCACGCCAGGAGUCCAUUCAAAGAUCACACUAAUGUAAGCACAGGGAUGAUGAGGAGAGCUGGUGCUUACAAACCUGUGGUGGAGGAUGAGGAAGAGGAGAUGCUCUUUACUCAAGACUCCCAGGGAAAUAUGGUGAUCAAACAUUGACAGUUUUUUUUUUUUUUUUUUUUAUAGAUUGUACAUAAUCUGGGAGUCCUGUGAGGAGAGUGUCCAAUUAAGUUCAGGGUUUGUUUUGGAAGUCGUUCUUGAGAUGUUUCAAUGUAGAUUUUUGUAAAUAAGCCUUUUUUUUUUAUUUUACUGUGUAAGCGCUUGAAAUCAGUUAUCCUUCCUGUAAGUGAGAUACAAAUCUAUAAUUGCAUUACUUUACUUUUUUUCUGUAAUUUGUCCCUCCCCUGCACUUCUGGGGGUUUUAGCCUUUCUCUCUGUUGUUUCAAGUCAGAGCCUAUUUUUGUGAUGUUUUGUUUCUUUUUGUCUUUAUCACUACUGUACAUCUCUCGACAUGCAGCUGUCUUGUGUAAUAAUAAACUCUGGCCACAAACCAGUGC
Myripristis murdjan (pinecone soldierfish) is the source of this 2083-nucleotide messenger RNA. RefSeq names its product aurora kinase A and ninein interacting protein (gene aunip). NCBI's taxonomy places the organism in Eukaryota, Metazoa, Chordata, Actinopteri, Holocentriformes, Holocentridae. Gene Ontology annotation, cellular component: centrosome; spindle pole. The record is from RefSeq and is a predicted model, not a curated record. The coding region runs from base 273 to 1685 and encodes 470 amino acids. Gene Ontology annotation, biological process: spindle organization. The transcript has 4 exons.